Messenger RNA from Callithrix jacchus (white-tufted-ear marmoset), 11883 nucleotides. RefSeq names its product zinc finger protein 280D (gene ZNF280D). NCBI's taxonomy places the organism in Eukaryota, Metazoa, Chordata, Mammalia, Primates, Cebidae. The record is from RefSeq and is a predicted model, not a curated record. Gene Ontology annotation, biological process: regulation of DNA-templated transcription. Gene Ontology annotation, molecular function: RNA polymerase II cis-regulatory region sequence-specific DNA binding; DNA-binding transcription factor activity, RNA polymerase II-specific.
CGCCGGCGGGCGCCUCGCACCCACGUGGGGCCCGGCCUCUGGCCCUCGCCGCUGGCCAGCGCGUGGCGGGGCGCGUGGGUCUUCGAGGGUCCGCGACGCGGCGCACAUGCUGAUGCCCGCCUCCCGCGUCGGCGACAAGACAGGGAGCUCGGACACCGGGAGGCUGACCCGGAGCCUACCCAUGAGGCAGCGCGCCGGCUGCAUGAGCGCCCCCCCCUUUCCACGGCUCGGCUGCCAGCUCCGCAAUGGGAGCCGCCGCCGUCGCCGCAGUGUAGUUCUUCGUGCUCCUCCUUUUCCUCCUCCUCUUUCUCCUCCUCCUCAGGGCUCCAGUCAGGCCGAUCCGCUCCGCUCACGGAAGGAAAACAGAAGUAACUUGCUGCAUUGUCUGGAGUUACAUGGUAAUUCAAAAAUGGCAGAACUGUUUAUGGAAUGUGAAGAAGAGGAGUUGGAACCAUGGCAGAAGAAAGUAAAAGAAGUUGAGGAUGAUGAUGAUGAUGAGCCAAUCUUUGUUGGAGAGAUAUCAAGUUCAAAACCAGCAAUUUCAAAUAUUUUGAACAGAGUUAACCCCAGCUCAUAUUCAAGGGGACUAAAGAAUGGUGCACUCAGUCGAGGUAUUACUGCUGCAUUCAAGCCUACAAGUCAACACUACACGAAUCCAACAUCAAAUCCAGUGCCUGCCUCACCAAUAAAUUUUCAUCCUGAGUCUAGAUCUUCAGAUAGUUCUGUUAUUGUUCAGCCUUUUUCUAAACCUGGUUAUAUAACAAACUCAUCACGAGUUGUGUCUAAUAAGUCGUCAGAGUUACUGUUUGACUUGACCCAGGAUACAGGGUUAUCACGGUUAUCACAUUACCAAGGGAGACCAACACUUUCUAUAGCAGGUAUGAAUGAAAGUUCAUUUUUAUCAAAACGCCCUUCUACUUCUGAAGUUAAUAAUGUUAAUGCAAAGAAGCCGAAGCCUAGCGAAAGUGUUUGUGGAGCAGAUUCCUCAGCUGCAUCACCUUCAGUUAAGUCUCCUUCAGUGACAUCUUCCCAGGCUAUGUCAGCAAAAGGUGCAAAUACCACAUCAAAUCAAUCUAAAAAUGGAACGCCUUUUCCAAGAGCUUGUCCAAAGUGCAACAUUCAUUUCAAUCUUUUGGAUCCUUUGAAAAAUCACAUGAAGUAUUGUUGUCCAGACAUGAUAAAUAACUUUUUGGGACUGGCUAAAACAGAAUUUUCAAGUACAGUAAAUAAAAACACAACUAUUGAUUCAGAGAAAGGAAAAUUGAUCAUGUUAGUUAAUGACUUUUAUUAUGGAAAACAUGAAGGAGAUGUCCAGGAAGAACAGAAGACUCACACAACCUUUAAAUGCUUCAGUUGCUUGAAAAUUCUAAAAAAUAACAUUAGGUUUAUGAACCACAUGAAACACCACUUGGAACUUGAGAAGCAGAGCAGUGAGAGCUGGGAAAACCAUACCACCUGCCAGCACUGCUACCGUCAGUUUCCCACACCAUUUCAGCUGCAGUGUCACAUCGAAAGUACACAUACCCCCCAUGAAUUUUCUACUAUUUGCAAAAUCUGUGAAUUGUCAUUUGAAACAGAACAUGUUCUUUUACAACAUAUGAAGGACAAUCAUAAACCUGGUGAAAUGCCAUAUGUCUGCCAGGUUUGCAAUUAUAGAUCAUCAUCAUUUGCUGAUGUAGAAACUCAUUUUAGAACAUCCCAUGAAAACACUAAGAAUUUGCUAUGUCCAUUUUGCCUCAAAGUUAUUAAAAUUGCAACGCCAUAUAUGCAUCAUUAUAUGAAACAUCAGAAAAAAGGAAUACAUCGUUGUACAAAAUGCAGGCUGCAGUUUUUGACAUGCAAGGAGAAAAUGGAUCAUAAGACUCAACACCAUCGAACAUUUGUAAAACCUAAACAACUAGAAGGAUUGCCUCCUGGAACAAAAGUUACUAUUCGAGCUUCAGUUGGACCUCUGCAAUCAGGAGCUUCACCUACACCUUCCAUUAGUGCAAGUGCUUCUACCCUUCAGCUCUCACCACCAAGGACUAAAAAUAUAACUGCUAAAAAUCCUCCAAAAUCUAGUACAAGUAAACCUAAUACAAUCAAAUGCAACACAAGUAAACCUAAUACAAGUAAGCCUAAUGGAAGUAAAUCUAAAUACAAAUCAAAAAUCUCUAAUAUGCAAAAGAAACAAAGCACAUUGGCUAGUAGCAAUAAAAAAAGUAAAGUUAAUACAGCACUGAGGAAUUUAAGGUAUCGUCUGGGCGUUCACAAGUGCAUUGAGUGUUGUUCCGAAAUAAAAGAUUUUGCAAACCACUUUCCUACGUAUGUCCACUGUAGUUUUUGCAGAUACCACACUAGCUGCAGCAAAGCCUAUGUAAAUCAUAUGAUGAGCUUUCAUAGUAACCGUCCAAGCAAAAGGUUUUGUAUUUUUAAGAAGCAUUCAGAAAAUCUCAGGGGCAUUACUCUAGUGUGCCUUAAUUGUGAUUUCCUAAGUGAUGUUUCUGGCUUAGAUAAUAUGGCUGCACACUUAAGUCAGCGUGAAACUCAUACUUGCCAAGUUGUAAUGCAGAAAGUUUCUGUUUGUAUCCCAACUUCUGAGCACCUUUCUGAAUGCAGAAGCAGCCCAGAGAUUUCAAAAUAUGUCCAGGGUAUACCUGGACCGUGUCCCCCUUCGAUGGACACAACUGAUGCCUGUUCUCUCUUUCCAAGGAGUGUGAAUAAUUUGACUGUGGGACCUGCUCUUAGGUUGUGGCCUCAGGAAAUCAGAUCUUGGGGAGACUCCCUUUCUACAUGGCUGGCCUCCCAUAAGGCUGAUGCUGUUUGGCCAGAGAUGGCUUUAAGGCCCACCAAAUUGAGCAUACUUCCCACUGGGGGCUUUGGCUCAUGAUCUUAAGCUUAUGAGGCAAUUAUGACCAAGAAAAGCCCAUCAAAUCACUGCUUCAACAUCCAAGUUGAAGUUUAAUCAUUUUGGCUGCUGCCCUUAAAUCUUUCUCUAGCAUGAAUGCAGUCCAAGGAAUAUUAAAACUAGUUGUUAGGAAACCAUGGCUAUUUUCAUAUCCUUGGAACAACAGGUCUCCACAGUUAUGUUCCAAAAUUGCAGUUAUUUUUGCUGACAUAUAAAAUCUAUUAACCAGUAUUAAUUCUGUAAUUUUUUUAACCAUAACAAGUUUUGCAUUUUGUUUUUUUUAAUUAAUUUAAUUUUAAUAGCUUGGUUUUAUGUUCUCAAAAUUUAUUAAUGUCUAUUUUAUGAUGUCUAUUUUUAUAUUAUUUUAUUUAAAAUUUGUUAGUGUUUGUUUUAAGAACUCCAAGAGAUUUCAUAGAAUUCUCUACAGAUUUUGUGUAGCUGCCUAUUUGUAGAUUUUAAAUUUGGCUGUUACUCAGCCCAUUAGACAUUAUUAUUAGAUACUCUGUCCCACUGGGAUUAUUAUUAAUAUUACCUCAAUUGUGGGUUCUUAGGUGUAAAGAAUUGGCAGUACUAUUUGCAGACCGUUAGAGCCAGUUUUAAGGUUACAUAUUUGUCAUGUAUGAUGUAAUAUCUACUAAGCCAUUAAUGUAGCUCCUUUGGGUAAAGGUAAUAUAUUAAAAAAAUACAUGGAUGGUAAUCAGUAAUGCAUGUAUUUAUUUCCUUUAUAUAUUUUAAGUUUGGCAUGUGUUUAUUUUAGUUACAUUGAAUAUAGAUCUAAACAUUUUUGAUACUAUUAUUUUCUUUUAAUAAAAAUUAUAUUGUUUAAGUGCCUCAGGAUUAUUUACUAAUGAAUAAAAGGUAUAGAUUUUAUUCUAUAAAGAGGAACACUGCUCUAAUUAUUAUAUGGAAGCCUUGUUACUUGGCUGCAGACAGAGUGCUGUAUCUACUUAGUACACCUUGCAUUUUUUUCUUGCGUACAAUGAAAAGGUUAUUAUUUAUACUCUACUAAUUUCUUAAAUUUAAAAGACUAGCAAAAUGCCUUUUGUGAUACUAAUAGCAUAAGGAUAGGAAGGCUCUGAAAUUAUGACUCAGCGGUGGAUUUUUACUGUAAAAUCAGAACUUCUCUAUUUGCAUUUUAGAACAUUUUUAAAGCCAGUUUAGGUGACCAUGUAUUAUAAGAUGUGUGCAAUUAAUUAUCAAAAGAAUUAUUAGUUCUAAAUUUCCAAACUAAUUUAUAUCUCAAAUGAAAGGUUUUCCAAAAUCUUCACAAGUGGUUUGUUUUGUAGAGUGGACUUAGCGAUAUACUAGUUUUUUUUUUUUCCUUAUUUGUCUCUAGGAAUUUUUGCUGUCUACCCUCGUUCUACCCAGUUUUUAAAAGUUUAUCCAGAAACAGUAACUUUUCUAUUUUAAACAUUAGUUCUCUAUUCAUUUACAGAUAUUCACAUUACCUUGGUCAUAGGUCAAAAGCAGGAUAAACCACAUUCUUAAUAUAGUAAUGUAGGAGUACAGUCAACCCUCCAUAUCCUUCGGUUUCAUGUCUGCAGAUUCAGCCAACCAUGGAUUGAAAAUAUUUCAGGGGGAAAAACAAUGAGAAAUAACAAUACAACAGUAAAAAAUACAAAUGAAAACAAUACAAUAUAACAACAGUUUACAUAGCAAUUAUAUUGUAUAAGUGACCUGAGCAUCUGAGGACUUUAUUAUUCUUGGUGGGGGCUUGGGGAAGUAGGGGGACUUGUGGGAUGAGGGCAGGUCCUAUAACCACUCCCCUACAGAUACCAAGGAACAACUGUACUUCUUUGUGGUCUUACAUAGAAUUUUAUUUUUUAUAGUAUGUAUCAAAUUCAUUUUCUUAAAAUAUGAACUCUUAAAGUUCUGUCACCAGUAAAUUCAUUAAAAAAAAAUUGGUUCAGAUAAAACACUUGGCAAUCAGUACAGAGUUUGCUUAUUGUAGACAAUUAGUUGAAUUUCAUUUUGGUGCUAAUGAGUUUUAGCUUGAGUCUAAUCCCACCUUACCAUCAUGUUAUUCUAGUUUAUUCAUCUGGUCAGAUAGCCAUUUCAUGCAUAUGUGCUUUUUGGCUACUGUUGAAUAAAAGGUGUGAUUGGUUCAGUUUGAGUCCAACACCAUUCUUAGGAAAAUAACAAAUGUGGGUGAAGGGGAGGAAGGCAGCAAAACACACUGCCAUGUGUGUACCUAUGCAACUGUCUUGCAUGUUCUGCACAUGUACCCCAAAACCUAAAAUGCAAUAAAAAAUAGUAAUAAUUAUUAAACUACAGAGGCUCAGACUCUUGCCCUAUUUUUGUCACAUUUUGGCAAAAUGCUUUUUUAUUCAGGGAAUAUUUAUUGAGCAUCUACUUUGUGCCUGGCAGUGUCCCAGGUGUUAGAAACACAGACUGAAAUCUCUGGUCUUACGGAAUUUACAUUACAGCUGUGAAAGGCAAUAAAAACUAAAUAAAACAUAUAAUAUGUUAGAUGAUGAUCAAUACUAGGGGAGAAAUAUGAAUCGGAGAAGGGGCAUAAAGGAGUAUGGGGUAGGAGUUGGAAGGCUACCAUUUUUAAUUUAGUGAGGCCUCACUGAGAGAUGACAUUGGAGUGAAGACAUGAAGCUGGCAAAGGAAGUGAGCCACUUGGAUGUACAUGGAAAGAGCGUUCCAGAGAGAAGGGAUAGCUGGUGCAAACGCCCUGAAGUGGGAUCAUUUCUGAUUUAAGAAACCGCAAGGAGACUGGCUUGGGUGCAGUGGAGUAAGCAAGGGAGGGCAUAGUAGGAGGUGGGACCUGUGAGGUAAUUUGGGCCACAUGGUAUAGGACUUUAUAGUCCUGUGGAAUUUGGCUUUUACUUUGAGAUGAGCAGUCACUAGAAGAUUUUAAAUAGAGGAGAGCUCAAUAAAAGCCAGAAUGAAUAAAAUAGGAAGGAUUGCCUGUAUCACUCUAGCUGCUGUCUUGACAAUAACUUUAGAAAACCAUGUGCAGAAUUAGGGAGACCAAUUAGGGAGCUAUUAUGAUAAUUCUGGUAGGACAUGGUGGAGGUUUAGGCUAGGAUGCAGUGUAGGUGAUAAGUGGUUUAAUUUUAGAUAUAUAUUGAAUUUGUGGAAGGUUUGUAUGUGAAAUGUGAGAAAGAAUGUUGAGGAUAACUCUAUAGUUAAUAGUCUGAGCAACUGGAAAGAUGGUGGUGAGAAGACUAUGGGAGGUGUGGAAUUGGUAGGGAAGAUGAGGACUGUGAUUUGGGACAUGUUUUAGUUUGAGAUACCUAUUAGAUAUCUACGUGGAGAUGUAGUUAUUUGCCUUUAUGAGUUUCAGGGAAUGUUCUAAGCUAUAAGUAUCAUUUAGUAUUUUAAAAUACUAAAUACUAACAUCUAAGCUGUAAGUAUCAUUUAGUAUUUUAAAGUACUAAAUACUAACAUCAGGAGGAUGAAUACAAGUAAAACUGGGAAAAUCUGAAUGAAAUUGGUAUAUGAGCAGUCAGUAUCCUGGUUGUGAUAAUAUACUAUAGUUUUGUAAGAUGUUAGUAUUGGGAGAAACUGGGUAAACAUGAGAUCUCUGUAUAUUAUUUCUUACAGUUGCAUGUGAAUCUACAAAUGACCCACUCCCAAAAAUAAUUCAAUUUUGAAAAGUCAUGGGACUGUAUCCCAAAGAGGUGGUUGCCUGUCUGUAGUGUCAGCUGCUUGGGAAGCUGAGGUAGGAGAUCCCUUGAGCCUGGGAGGUGGAGGCUGCAGUGAGCCAUGAUCAUUCCACUGCACUUCAGCUUGGGUGACGAGUGAAACCUUGUCUCAAAAAAAAAAAAAAGGUCACCAAACAAUAUGUAUAAAGGGCAAGAUCCACAGACUGAGCUCUGGGGAACAUACAGUAAGAGAUUAGGGAGAUGAAAAGUAAUCAGCAGACUAAGGUGUGGCCAGUGAUGUGCGGGGGGAGGGGAGACCAAGAGAGUAGCAGUGUUCUGGAGCCCCUAUUACCGUAUUUGUAAAAUGUGGGUGCUGACUUGUUUUUCUUUUCUUUUUUUUUUUUUGAGACAGAGUCUUGCUCUGUUGCCAGACCCCAGGCUGGAGUGCAGUGGCUCGAUCUCGGCUCACUGCAACCUCCACCUCCCGGAUUCAGGCAGUUCUCCAGCUUCAGCCUCGAGAAUAGCUGGAACCACAGUGGUGUGCCACCACGCCCAGCUAAUUUUUGUAUUUUUUAGUAGAGAAGGGGUUCCACCAUGUUCUCGAUCUCUUGACCUCGUGAUCCGCCCGCUUGGGACUCCCAAAGUGCUGGGAUUAUAGGCGUGAGCCACUGUGCCGGGCUGGGUGCUGACUUGUUCUAGAGUUCUGUGGUUCUGUUAUUCAGUAUUGAUUCUACCUAAAUGUCAUGAUUCAUUCAUAUGAGAAGAUGAAUUUAGAAUGCCACAUAUCCCUUUCCCAACUAGCAGGACAGGAACUCCUGACCCUGAGAAAAUUAAAUGUCCACAUUACUCCUAGGCAUGUUUAAUUCUCUACAGGUAGUCUUGUAUAAGCAAUUCUCUUGCAUUUCUAUAAAAGAAGGUAAUUAGGUCAGUGCUUCCCAAAGUCUGUACUGUAGAACUAAUGUACAUAAUUUAUAAAUGGUCUGGGGGAAAAGUUUCCAUGGCCAAAUAAGUUUAGGAAAUGAAAGUUAAAUAGAUUCUGUAAUAUAGGAAUUUUUUAAACGCUAUAUGUGAACUGUGAAUGUCUAAAAGCAUAUUUACUUGACCUGGGAAAUGUUUUCCUUCAAUACUUAUUAAACUUCUUGAGAUUAAUCUCCAUAGAACUGUGUGUAGAAUGCUGAUAUAGAUUUAUGAUUCUUCAGAUUUUCUUAGUUGGGAAAGAAAAAGUAGUUUUGUAGAGCAUUGUCUAAAGAAGGACUCCUAGACAUUUUAUUCAUUUCAUGAGUCAUCUGUAAGGUGUAGUUUAUAACUAGAUGCUGCAAAAUACAUCUUCAUAUUUUUAGAAAUUAUAUCAGGAAAAAUGGCAUCCUCAUUAUUAUGUUUGUAGAAUCUAAAAUAUACGUAACUGAGACAGAGCAGUUAUUAGCCUGGUUGACCCCCAUGUAGAAGCAAGGGAUAGAUUUGUUAGAAAAUAUGGUUGCCUGCCGUGAUUUCUCACUCAGGAGCGUAAGAAUCUCUUAUACUUGUUUCUAGCUUCUAUCUGUAACUAUGCUUAGCUUAUCAACCUACUCACCUACUUUUCUUGAGACCAUUAGUACUUCCAGUAUUUUAUUAUCUAUUUUAUCUACUAGGAAGUUUAUUUUGUCAAGUUUUACUUCCUUAAAUGGCGUCAGGAGAUCUUCCCUGAUCCUAAGAUUAGGAGAUUUGAUACCCAGCUCGACAUUAACUCUCUCAGACCCUUAAAGGGAAAGGAUGGUGUAGUGGUUAGAGAGCACAGGCUCCAUAGUUGAUUGCCUAGUUUGGAGAGAGAGAGAGUAUAAUUGUUUUUAAUCAUCCACACUGAAACCUAUCUGUUCAUCCAUACCAUUGUGAAAUAUGGUGUUGCAAAAAGAGUGCAGCUUUGAAAUAAGAUGAUUUUAUGUUUAAAUCCUAGUUUUGUAUCUAACUGACUCUGCAUUCUUGAGUAAAUUACUUAACCUUGCAGACCUCAGCUUCCUCAUCAGUAAAAGAUAUGUAAUAAAUUCCUUUCUGGGUAGCUGUGAAAAAUAGAGAUAGAGAUAAUGUAUAAAAAUUAAUUAGACUGGGAACGGUGGCUCAUGUCUGUAAUCCCAGCACUUUGGGAAGCCAAGGUGGGUGGAUCACAAGGUCAGGAGAUUGAGAUCAUUCUGUCCAACAUGGUGAAACCCCCUCUCAACUAAAAAAUUAGCUGCUUGUGGUGACAUGUGUCCAUAAUCCCAGCUACUUGGGAGGCUGAGGCACGAGAAUCACUUGAACCCAGGAGGCGGAGGUUGUGGUUAACCGAGAUGGCACCACUGCACUCCAGCCUGGUGACAGAGUGAGGCUCCAUCUCAAAAAACAAAAAACAAUUAAUUAAAUUAUUAAUUUCAAUAAUUUAGCUAAAUAUUUAAUUUAAAUUAUUUGGCACUGGCCAGACAGAUAGCAGACACUCAAUAAAUGCACAUAGUUGUUGCCACUGCUGUUUUAGCUGCUGCUGCUAUUACUGCUGUUACUACUAUUGUUUCUGCUAUUUCCUGAUAACAGGAAACCCUGGAAACUACUUAUCAGUGGAAUCUUCUCAUUAUUGAGAGUUUUAGUGGCAAUACACUAUGGUUAUUCGUAAUUUUAACUUAAAGUUCACAGGCCUGGCAGCAUAUGUUUCCAAACUGCCGGGUGGAUGGCAUCUUACUGCUACUGCAGUGCUUUAAUGAAUCUUGGAAGAUUCUCUAAUGUUAGAAUUGAGAGUAUUCUGGUUUUUCCAGUCCAAAAACUAUGAAACAAUACUGCCUUGUUGAAAACUAGCACAGAAUCCUCUCUGUUUAGAAAGAAAGAUUUUCUUUAUUGCUUAUGGAAUUCUUUCUUCAACUAAAACCUUUUAUUAAUUACUACCAGGCAUUUAUUUUCAGAAAUCUUGGCUAUUUAUUCUGUACUAUUAAUUUUAUAAAAAUGUUUAAUUGUACUAGCUAGCAAUAGUCAUGUAGCUUUUUCUUUUGAAAUGAUUUUUUUUAAAUCUGCCUUUUUCAAAUAUUACAGAUACUGUAACUCAGUUGUGAGUUCAUUUCUCAGUCCAUUUCUUCCCUCCUCUGUUUCUCUGUUUAUCUUCCUGGAUGGAUGAAUUAUAACAAAAUAGAAGUAAAGGCUUGAGUUUUGAAGGCUUAUUUUUCUUGCCAAAAAGUCAAGAAUAGAAUGAUAAUUUCUUAUAGCAGAUCUUCACACUGUAAGAAUCUGUGGUAAAUACAUAACUCCAGCUUGCUAAACUAGGCUGCUUAACUGGUUGCCUGUUUUAUUGUUGAAUCAAAUAUCCUAAAAGCCACAAUGUGAAGAGAUUUUAAAGCUGAUUCAGUUCUCCAAGUGACAUCCACAUUUGUUCUAAGCAAAGUAGAAUGGGAAAAACAUUGGCAGUCAAAGUAUCAGAGUUUAAGAACCCAGCUGUCUCACUAACUUUAAGGGAAAAUUACUCAGCUUCUUUUUCUGUGAAAUGGGAUUGAAAAUAUCUGUGUUUUGAAGAUUUUAAAAAUAUGUAAAAUGUGUUUCACAGAUGUUAAUGUGUGUAUUAUACUUUAUUAAAUCCCCCUAAUUUAAUGAGGUUUAUACUUAGCACCAGUAGCAACUACAUGGCUCAUUAACAGUAUGAUAUAGAUAACCCUCCCAUAUAUUAUUCUUUGUCACUGAAAAUUGAUACCCUACUUUUUAUGUGUAUAAGAUUCUGUGUCAGGUGUUGGAAAUGAAAAUAUAAAUAAAAUAUGGUUUAUACCACCAAAGCAAUUACAGAAUAAUGGAAUUAUAAAUGUAGACCCUGAAUCCACAUUUUUUAUAGGUCCUACAGUCAAUUGAUUUCAUAAUCAAUUAAACAACUAAUACCAUAUAUAUAUUUCGUUAUGGGAUUCUUUUUUUUGAAUGCUGCAUCAGAAGAGAAUCUGGACCUAUUCCCAAGGCGAAAUAUCACUUUAUUCUGCCACUCUCAAACCAAAGUCAUUAUCUUUCAUAAAUGUAAUCAUUUUAGAUAGACAGUAAGUAAACUCUUUUAGGAAUAGAAUGGCAGCCUUUUUCUAUAAAUAUUGUAUUUUAAAAUAUUAUAUAUGUUAAAAUAUAUUGUCAUUGAAUCUGUGAUCAUUGAAGAACAUGUGAGUUCAUUCCAUUGUUUUCCUGUGAAAUUUUGAACUUAGUCGCAGGAAUUUUUGGCUCUGGUGGUAAUUCUAAGUUAUAACUCUCUAGUUCUUAUGUGUUCAGAAUUGUCAGGAGUCUUCAUUUCAUUUAUUUUGUAAUAUUUUUGAAAAAACAAACUGAUAUGAUCUGUUGAGUUUAUUUUGGGCUUGUUUCCUUCUUUAAACUUUUGAAAUGUGACCAGGAUUGUAGCCCCUAGAUUCUUUUUUCCUACCAUGGACAUCAAUAUCUUAAACGAGAUCUUCAGGAACUGUAAAAUAGUUCUUCCUUUUUAAAAUAGACUUAAUGUAUUUGCCCCUGGUAUGUAACUGCAAAUCAGUAGGUAGGAUCUGAGCAUCAAGAUACGGUGGUUUCCGGCAAUUUGGACUUCUGCCUUUGGUAUCUGGUAAGCAGGGAGAAUUUGAGGCGCAGUGAGACGGAAAAAUAAAUGCAACUUCAGUGUAUUCUUUCAUUUAGGACAAACUGUACCAAUCUCUACCAGCGAUUCUGAGCUUACUACCAUUUUUUUCAGUCUCUGGUUCCUAAGGGUCAUUGAUUCUAGAUUAUAAAUUAAAUAUCCAGGGUAUAAUUCAAUAUUACCAACAAACCGAAGUAAUAACAUAGAGCCCUAGACUGUCUUUAAAAUCUUCUGCCUGCAUUGAUGAUGGUCUGAUAUUGUUCUUUACAUUUUUACACAUGAAUAUUUUGGUCUUUUUGAUUUCUUGUCUCUCUGUCUUGACAUAGUUCUUUCUUCUGUCUAUCUAAAAUGAUUUUUCUGCUUUAUCUUUGUUAUAAUAGCUUUAGAUGGCCAAAUCAUACCCUGGUGUUCUAAGAUAAGUAGAUCAUUUUAUACUAGAAAAAAAUAGGACUGGUCCUUAGGAGAGUAGACCAGCAGUCAAAAUUAAUGUCUGUUGUUCUGAGGGUGAGGUGGAAGCAUGGCAGUAGAGAUAUUUAGGUGGUAAAAGGAACCUCUGUUGUAUACUCUCAAGCAGAUUCUGAGCAAGAAGAUUGCGUCUAUACUCUAACCAUACCCAUGACAAUAAUAGCUAACAUUGAGCACGUGCAGUGUGGCAGGCACUCUUCUAAGUGCUUUGCAUUUAUUUACUGAUUUAAUUCUCACAUAUUUGUGAGGUAUGAGCUGUUACUAUCCUGAUUUUAUGGAUGAGACAUCUGAGAUACAGAUAUCUCAAAUAAUUUGCCCGAGGUCACACAUAGCUGUUAAGUGGAGAGCCUCAAUUUAAAUUGUCUUCAGAGACUAAACUA